Messenger RNA from Sapajus apella (tufted capuchin), 2006 nucleotides. It is a transcript of the gene HFE, whose product is annotated as homeostatic iron regulator. Gene Ontology annotation, cellular component: external side of plasma membrane. Gene Ontology annotation, molecular function: transferrin receptor binding. The record is from RefSeq and is a predicted model, not a curated record. Gene Ontology annotation, biological process: antigen processing and presentation of endogenous peptide antigen via MHC class I via ER pathway, TAP-independent; response to iron ion starvation; regulation of iron ion transport. The transcript is spliced from 6 exons. Bases 151 to 1197 code for a protein of 348 amino acids. Lineage: Eukaryota; Metazoa; Chordata; Mammalia; Primates; Cebidae.
UUCUGAAGCCCUCUUGCUUUUCACCAGGAAGUUUUGCAGGGCAUCUCCUGAGCGUAAGCCAUAGCCGUAGGGUGGCUUCUGGAGCCGCUCGUUUCCCCGCCCCAGCAAAGAAGCGGAGACUGACAGCGACGCGCAGUCAGAGCCGGAGAAAUGAGCCCGCGAGCCGGGCCGGCGCUUCUGCUCCUGACGCUUUUGCAGACCGCGGUCCCGCAGGGGCGCCUGCCGCGUUCACACUCUCUGCACUACCUCUUCAUGGGUGCCUCAGAGCAGGACCUUGGUCUUUCAUUGUUUGAAGCAUUGGGCUACGUGGAUGACCAGCUGUUCGUGUUCUAUGAUCAUGAGAGUCGCCGUGUGGAGCCCCGAACUCCAUGGGUUUCCAGUAGAACUUCAAGCCAGAUGUGGCUACAGCUGAGUCAAAGUCUGAAAGGGUGGGAUCACAUGUUCACUGUUGACUUCUGGACUAUUAUGGACAAUCACAACCACAGCAAGGAGUCCCACACCCUGCAGGUGAUCCUGGGCUGCGAAAUGAAAGAGGACAACAGCACCGAGGGCUUCUGGAAGUAUGGGUAUGAUGGGCAGGACCACCUUGAAUUCUGCUCUGACACGCUGGAUUGGAGAGCAGCAGAGCCCAGGGCCUGGCCCACCAAGCUGGAGUGGGAAGCGCACAAGAUUCGGGCCCGGCAGAACAGGGCCUACCUCGAGAGGGACUGCCCUGCACAGUUGCAGCAGUUGCUAGAACUGGGGAGAGGUGUUCUGGACCAGCAAGUGCCUCCUUUGGUGAAGGUGACACAUCACGUGACCUCUUCAGUGACCACUCUACGAUGUCGGGCCCUGAACUUCUACCCCCGGAACAUCACCAUGAAGUGGCUAAAGGAUAGGCAGCCACUGACUGCCGAGGAGGUUGAACCUAAAGACGUAUUGCCCAAUGGGGAUGGGACCUACCAGGGCUGGAUAGCCUUGGCUGUACCCGCUGGGGAAGAGCAGAGAUAUACAUGCCAGGUGGAGCACCCAGGCCUGGAUCAGCCCCUCCUUGCCAUCUGGGAGCCCUCACACUCUGGCACCCUCGUCAUGGGAGUCAUCAGUGGAAUUGCUGUUUGUGUCAUCAUCUUGUUGAUUGGAAUUUUGUUCAUAAUCUUAAGGAAGAGGCAGGCUUCAAGAGGAGCCAUGGGGCAAUACGUCUUAGCCGAAUGUGAGUGACAUGCAGCCUGUAGACUCACUGUGGGAAGGAGACAGAAUUAGAGACUCAAAAAGGAAGUGCACUUAUGGAGCUCUUCGUGUUUCAGGACAGAGCUGAACCUAAAAAUAGAAACUGCCUGAAGAACUCUUUGCUUUUAGCCUUCUCUGUUCAUUUCCUCCAAAAGAUUUCCCCAUUUAGGUUUUUGAGUUUCUGUAUGCCAGUGAUCCCUAGCUGUGACUUCCCCUCUGGAACUGCCUCUCAUGAACCUCAAGCUGCAUCUAGAGGCUUUCUUCAUUUUCUCCAUCACCUCAGGCACAUACACCUAUGUCAUCUCAUUUCCUAUUUUUGGAAGAGGGCUGCUUAAUUUUGGGGACUUACAUGAUUCAUUUUAACGUCUGAGAAAACCUUUGAACCCUGGCACAUAGAUGUCAUAAUCUUACCAGAUUUUUACAUAUGUAUCUAGGUAUUUUCUGGACCCGCUCGACUUUUCCUUUGAAUCUUCCCUCUGUGUUACCCAGCAACUCAUCUGUCACCAAGCUAUGGGGACUCUUCCAUCCGAUUGUGCUGUGGGUUGGACAGCUAUGAAGGCUGCACACUGCACAACUGGAAGAGGCACCUUUCCCAGAAAAAGCAUCAUGGAUGUCCGUGGGUAUUACCAUGGGUGUUUUUAGCAGGUAGGAGGCGAAUAUCUUUAAAGAGGUUGUGAAGAGGUGUCUUUUUCUAAUUUGCAUGAAGGUGUCCUACAGGUCUUCAGAGUGCAUUGGUGCCUGCAUUUGGGAUGCUACUCUAGUAUUCCAGACCUGAAGUAUCAAAAUAAUUUUCUACCUUG